Rattus norvegicus (Norway rat) is the source of this 2083-nucleotide messenger RNA. RefSeq names its product monoamine oxidase A (gene Maoa). The transcript has 15 exons. NCBI's taxonomy places the organism in Eukaryota, Metazoa, Chordata, Mammalia, Rodentia, Muridae. Gene Ontology annotation, biological process: phenylethylamine metabolic process. Bases 1 to 1581 code for a protein of 526 amino acids. Gene Ontology annotation, molecular function: monoamine oxidase activity; primary methylamine oxidase activity; oxidoreductase activity. The record is from RefSeq and is marked validated. Gene Ontology annotation, cellular component: mitochondrial outer membrane.
AUGACGGAUCUGGAGAAGCCCAAUCUCGCAGGCCACAUGUUCGACGUAGUCGUGAUUGGAGGCGGCAUCUCAGGAUUGGCUGCUGCCAAACUGUUGUCUGAAUACAAAAUUAAUGUCUUGGUUUUGGAAGCCCGGGAUAGAGUUGGAGGAAGAACAUAUACUGUGAGGAAUGAGCAUGUCAAAUGGGUAGAUGUUGGUGGAGCCUAUGUGGGACCAACCCAGAACAGAAUCUUACGCUUGUCUAAGGAGCUAGGCAUAGAGACCUAUAAAGUGAAUGUCAAUGAGCGUCUAGUUCAAUAUGUCAAGGGGAAAACUUACCCAUUCCGUGGUGCAUUCCCACCUGUGUGGAACCCCUUGGCAUAUUUGGAUUACAACAACCUAUGGAGAACAAUGGAUGAAAUGGGAAAAGAGAUCCCCGUUGAUGCACCGUGGCAAGCAAGACACGCUCAGGAAUGGGACAAGAUGACCAUGAAAGAUCUCAUUGAUAAAAUCUGUUGGACAAAAACUGCUCGGGAAUUUGCGUAUCUUUUUGUGAACAUUAAUGUGACUUCUGAGCCUCAUGAGGUAUCUGCCCUGUGGUUCCUGUGGUAUGUGAGGCAGUGUGGGGGCACUGCUCGGAUAUUCUCAGUUACCAAUGGCGGCCAGGAACGGAAAUUUGUAGGUGGAUCUGGCCAAGUAAGUGAACAGAUAAUGGGUCUCCUUGGAGAUAAAGUGAAGCUGAGCUCUCCUGUUACUUAUAUUGACCAAACAGAUGACAACAUCAUUGUAGAAACACUGAAUCAUGAACACUAUGAGUGCAAAUACGUAAUUAGUGCCAUCCCACCGAUUUUGACUGCCAAGAUCCACUUUAAACCAGAGCUUCCACCUGAGAGAAACCAAUUAAUUCAGCGUCUUCCAAUGGGGGCUGUUAUCAAGUGCAUGGUGUAUUACAAGGAAGCCUUCUGGAAGAAAAAGGACUAUUGUGGCUGCAUGAUCAUUGAAGAUGAGGAGGCUCCAAUCGCCAUCACUCUGGAUGACACUAAACCAGAUGGGUCACUGCCUGCCAUCAUGGGCUUCAUACUUGCCCGGAAAGCUGAUCGACUUGCUAAACUACAUAAAGACAUAAGGAAGAGGAAAAUCUGUGAGCUGUAUGCCAAAGUUCUGGGAUCUCAAGAAGCAUUAUAUCCAGUCCAUUAUGAAGAGAAGAACUGGUGUGAGGAGCAGUACUCCGGGGGCUGCUACACAGCCUACUUCCCUCCUGGUAUCAUGACCCAGUAUGGAAGGGUGAUUCGCCAGCCAGUAGGUAGGAUUUACUUUGCAGGCACAGAGACAGCAACACAGUGGAGUGGCUACAUGGAAGGAGCAGUUGAAGCUGGAGAACGAGCAGCUAGAGAGGUGUUGAAUGCUCUAGGAAAAGUCGCGAAGAAGGAUAUAUGGGUUGAAGAACCCGAGUCCAAGGAUGUUCCAGCCAUUGAAAUUACCCACACCUUCUUAGAGAGGAACCUGCCUUCCGUGCCUGGUCUGCUCAAGAUCACUGGUGUUUCCACUUCUGUGGCUCUUCUCUGCUUUGUAUUGUACAAGAUUAAGAAGCUCCCAUGCUGAAGUUUCACCCUCAGGCCUCCUGCACGAUCAUCGCAUGUGAAAGAAAGUGUGGAUAAAUUACAGCCUAUGGUUUGGGCCAUUUAAGUGCACUUGAUUUAACCCUCAUCAGUUUAAUUUCAGUCUUUGUAAAGUGAUAACAAUCCAAAGAAUCACCUAGCUAAUUUCCAUAAGAACAAGUUUCAUCCUGUUUGUUAGACUAAUUUGUGUGGGUUGAGAGAAUAAAAUGUUGAGUGCUUAAUUUCAAAAAGUGAAGUGCUUCUGAGGAAUAAUUUCUGGGUUCUUUUGUUUUCUUUUUGCCUUUAAUGCAAAAUAGCUAAUUCAGAAAUAAAACACUUGACUUACUGUGACUUUUGUGUAGCGUCCAAGGUGUACAGAGGAAAAUAGUGGCUGAAGUGUUCCCUAGGUAUCCUCACUGACUAGCUCCAUGUGAUACACACUACCCUUGGCACUUUCUUUUCUGGACUGUAUCUAGACAUGCAUUGACCCUUGUCAGUAACAUUCU